This is a messenger RNA of Ceratina calcarata, 5002 nucleotides long. RefSeq names its product oxoglutarate dehydrogenase Nc73EF (gene Nc73EF). The coding region runs from base 111 to 3371 and encodes 1086 amino acids. Gene Ontology annotation, biological process: tricarboxylic acid cycle. Gene Ontology annotation, molecular function: thiamine pyrophosphate binding; oxoglutarate dehydrogenase (succinyl-transferring) activity. The record is from RefSeq and is a predicted model, not a curated record. The transcript is spliced from 17 exons. Gene Ontology annotation, cellular component: oxoglutarate dehydrogenase complex; mitochondrion. Lineage: Eukaryota; Metazoa; Arthropoda; Insecta; Hymenoptera; Apidae.
GCGCUGACGUCUGUUUCUCGAUUAUAAUUUAAGAAGACGUAGUUCGAUCUACUUGUGAGUUGUAAAUGGUGGACGGCCUGUCAUCGUCGUUGCGUUAACAUCAGCUAAAAAUGUAUAAGGCAAGGACAGUAUUCAGUACAUUGGCCCCUCUGGCUCCACGAAUGUGUGGGCCAGAGAGGUUUGCUUCAUGGCUGGUACGUAGCCAUCCCCUGACAAGGACCACACAGGUGAUGGUUAGUGAAGCACAGAGGAAGUACAGCAGCAGGGUGGCCACAGAACCUUUCCUCAAUGGCAGCACUAGUUCUUAUGUAGAAGAAAUGUACAAUGCUUGGCUACAAGACCCUCAUAGCGUACAUGUGUCCUGGGAUUCAUUCUUCCGCAGUUCCACUGCGGGAGCUGCACCAGGACAAGCAUACCAAGCCCCACCAUCCCUUGCCCCAAGUCAUAACCAAGUUCCAUUAGGGGCACUAUUACCUCUUGGUGGUGGCUCGCAGUUGAGUCAAAUGCCAAUUAAUGAAAAAGUAAUUGACGACCAUCUGGCUGUCCAAGCUAUUAUUCGCUCUUACCAGAUCCGUGGCCACCAUAUCGCUAAGUUGGAUCCGCUUGGCAUCAACAGCGCUGAUCUUGAUGAUAGACAUCCACAAGAGUUGCUCUAUAAUCAUUAUUCAUUCGGAAACAGAGCACGUACUACUUACUCACAGGAACUACAAUACAGAGUAGCUGCACUUAUGAAAAAGGAGUCGGAUAUGGAUCGUGUUUUCAAGUUGCCGUCCACCACUUUCAUCGGCGGCAAAGAAAAAUCGUUGCCGCUUCGCGAAAUUUUACAGCGAUUGGAAUCCACUUAUUGCGGCCACAUUGGCGUGGAAUUCAUGUUCAUCAACUCCUUGGAACAGUGCAAUUGGAUUCGACAAAAAAUGGAAACGCCCGGUAUCAUGGAAAUGACGAAUGACGAGAGAAGGCUUAUCCUAGCCAGAUUGACUCGUGCAACUGGAUUCGAAGCUUUCCUCGCCCGUAAAUGGUCAUCCGAGAAGAGAUUCGGUUUGGAGGGAUGCGAAAUUUUGAUCCCGGCUAUGAAGCAAGUAAUAGAUAAAUCCACCGAAUUAGGUGUCGAAUCGAUUGUCAUGGGCAUGCCUCACCGAGGCCGUUUGAACGUCCUCGCCAAUGUUUGUCGCAAACCUUUAAGCCAAAUAUUCACUCAAUUCGCAGCUCUCGAAGCAGCCGAUGACGGUUCUGGCGAUGUUAAAUAUCACUUGGGUACAUACAUCGAGCGUUUGAAUCGAGUAACCAAUAAGAACAUCCGGUUGGCUGUUGUGGCUAAUCCGUCGCAUUUGGAAGCCGUUGACCCGGUGGUGCAAGGCAAAACUCGUGCAGAACAAUUCUAUCGCGGCGAUGGCGAAGGCAAGAAGGUCAUGUCUAUUCUUCUGCACGGUGAUGCCGCAUUUUGCGGACAGGGUAUCGUUUUUGAAACGAUGCACUUGUCCGACUUACCGGAUUACACAACUCACGGCACUAUUCAUAUUGUGGCGAAUAACCAGAUUGGAUUCACAACAGAUCCGAGACAUUCGCGAUCAUCGCCGUAUUGUACUGAUGUUGCCAGGGUAGUGAAUGCACCCAUUUUCCACGUUAAUUCGGAUGAUCCUGAAGCAGUGAUGCACGUUUGCAAAGUAGCUGCUGAAUGGAGAGCAACUUUCCAUAAGGACGUUGUUAUCGAUAUCGUAUCCUACAGGCGAAACGGUCACAAUGAGAUCGAUGAACCAAUGUUCACGCAGCCUUUGAUGUACCGCAAAAUCAAAAAUACUCCACCGGCUCUGGACAAGUACUCUAAAUCUCUCAUCGACGAUGGUGUUGUCACUCUCGAAGAAGUCAAAGAUGUUAAAGAUAAAUAUGAGAAGAUUUGCGAGGAAGCAUAUGUUAACGCCAGACAAGAAACUCAUAUUAAAUACAAGGACUGGCUGGAUUCUCCGUGGUCCGGCUUCUUUGAGGGAAAAGACCCCUUGAAAGUAUCUCCCACUGGCAUCAAGGAAGAUACACUCGUUCACAUUGGAAAGAAGUUCUCGUCGCCACCUCCUAACGCAGCCGAGUUUGUGGUUCAUAAGGGUAUCGAACGUAUUUUGAAGUCUCGUAUGGAAAUGGUAGAAGCUCGAACAGUUGAUUGGGCUCUUGGAGAAGCUAUGGCUUUCGGUUCCUUAUUGAAAGAAGGCAUCCACGUUAGAUUGUCUGGUCAAGAUGUAGAGAGAGGAACCUUCUCACACAGACAUCACGUGCUUCACCAUCAGACCGUUGAUAAGGCUACCUACAGGCCAUUGUGCUACCUUUACCCUGAUCAAGCUCCGUACACCGUAUGCAACAGUUCUCUAUCGGAAUUUGGUGUACUUGGAUUUGAAUUGGGUUACUCUAUGACAAAUCCUAAUGCAUUGGUAUGCUGGGAAGCGCAAUUCGGUGAUUUCAACAAUACGGCACAGUGUAUCAUUGACCAGUUUAUUAGCAGCGGUCAAGCUAAAUGGGUGCGCCAAUCUGGUCUCGUUAUGCUGCAACCGCAUGGUCUCGAAGGGAUGGGACCUGAACAUUCAAGUGCUCGUUUGGAACGUUUCUUGCAAAUGUCCGCCGAUGACCCAGAUUAUUUCCCUCCCGAGAGCGAAGAAUUUGCUGUACGCCAGUUGCACGACAUCAACUGGAUCGUCGCUAAUUGCAGCACGCCGGCUAAUUAUUUCCACAUCUUGAGGAGACAGAUUGCAUUGCCGUUCAGGAAACCUUUGAUUCUGAUGACACCGAAGUCGCUUCUCCGUCACCCGGAAGCGAAGUCCAGCUUCGAUUUGAUGCUUGAAAAUACCGAAUUCCUCAGAGUAAUACCAGAUGAAGGCCCAGCUUCUCAAAGCCCCAACAAUGUUAAAAGAGUGAUCUUCUGUUCUGGCAAAGUUUACUACGACUUGAAGAAAGCCCGUGCGGAGAGACAAUUGGACGAUAAAAUCGCAAUCGCGAGAGUUGAACAGAUCUCUCCCUUCCCGUACGAUUUGGUGAAGAAGGAGUCGGCUAAAUAUCCUAAUGCGGAAUUAGUGUGGGCUCAGGAAGAACACAAGAAUCAAGGCGCGUGGACGUACGUCCAACCGAGGUUCCAUACAGCACUCAAUGGAACUCGCCCCCUGACCAGCGGAAAUACGGAGAGUAAGGGUAGCGGCGGUUGGUUUAGUAGUUGGUUUUCAUCGAGUAAACCAACAACUGCGCCCGAGCCGGAGUCGAUACAGUCUGAUAAACCCCAAAAGAGAACGAUAAGGUAUGCGGGUCGUCCAACGGGAGCAUCACCUGCGACUGGAAGCAAAAUGCAACAUUUGAAGGAACUGAAACAGCUACUCGACGAUUCGUUGAAUCUUUAAUUGUCCUUCGUAGCACUAUGUAGAACACAAACCUUAUUUAUUUCCUCGCAUUAUAUUUGAUCUAUUCCAUUUGUCCUGCUCUACGUACAUCCUUUCGGAGAUGAACAUAAUCUGGUAAUUAGUUUCUCCAUUAUAGAUUCAUCGGCUGCGCGCGAAUAUUUUUCGAUAACGCAAAAUGUGUUUAAUACCACUUAUCAGGUUUUAAACUGUUGACCUAUUUGUUUCGGAAUUUAUCAUGACUCUGUGGUCCGGUCGUGUAAUUCAACGCAUCUCCAGUAAUUAAAUUAUUCGUAAACAGGUAUCCAAAGAUUAUUUCAUACCUGUUCGCAAUGAGUAACACAUGUAAAUACAUGCAUUUCAUUCUUCUUUUAUGUUUGAAUGCGAUCUUGUAUAUUUUUUGCUUUUAAUACGUGAUAUAUAUUAUAUAUUUAUGUUAGUAUGAGAGUUGAAUGCUGAGCCCGGUGUAUGUUUGAAUUAACGAAGACAUUGUAGGAUGUAAAUACGUCAAAAGUAUGAAAAUUAUGUUGGCACGAAACUGUCCCGACAUGCUUUACUCAUUGCUAGGCUCGUGAGAUCCAAGAAACGUAUCGAUCGAAAAUAGUCGCGCGCUGCCGUUUCUAACUUUAUUUUAUUAUCGAUAAACUCUUAACUGUACGAAAUGAAUAAGAUUAAAAAGAAAGUAUUAUUUUUAAUUUAUACAACAUUUUACGCAGAGCGUAAAUGUAUGUCGGUAGGCUAACGACUGCGGAGAUUUGGGUGAAACUUUUUGGGGUUUGGUAAACGAGUAUCUACGGCAAUUUUUUUAUUCCUUUACUUAAUGCCGUAACAAAUGACAGCCAAUACAUUUAAUUUUUUAUCACCGCUCUACUUUUCUUUAUAAAAAAUUAAAUGAUUGGUUGAUCGAUUGAAACUUCAGAAGAGACAGGCUGUAUCGUUAAUCUCGAUCGCGUAAGGCAGCUUGUCGAAAUACAAAUUUGUAUAAACAUAAUUAGAAGGAAGAAAAAAUAAAGUUUACGAGACUGAGAUGUAACGACACUCUUCGAAAAGUUUCAAAAAUUUCUCCCUGUGGAGAGAACGACAGGGGAGUAGAAGACAACUAGACUAGAAAACGUUUAGGAAAAAGAAAUUUCAAUACUACGUUUCCUCGACCAGCGAUACGCUUGGUGUAAGACAAUUUGGUCACUCCAUAAGUUGCGAAGGCUCAGUAUUUAUGUUCUACGUAUGAAUCGUAUCGAAGAUGGAUUUCAUGAAUGGAAUAGUUAUCAUACCGUGGAAAUAAUUGGAGAGCAUUGUAUCGGAUAAAAUUGAUUUAGGACGAUCAUGAAUACCUCCCUUUCUAUAUGUUCUAAGAAGAAAUGCAGAAACGAUAGUACACGAUAUUUUGUGAACUGCUAGAACCUUAUAGAUGCAAUGUGUUCCAAUUUGAAUUGCGGUAUUAUUAUUCUGCUCAUGUCACUUCUUGUUAUUAUAUGCAUAAUAACGACGAUACAGACAUGUAUGCUUUAUUAUAAUAAAGAUUAAUAGAUCAGAGUUGCUCUAACGGAAAUGAAAUCAAAUUCUUUUGGUGUAUAUCGUUAUCGUGGUGAACAUUGUAAAACAUUAUCAUUAAAUUAAAUUAUGUUAGUCGUUAU